Molecule: messenger RNA, 858 nt
Organism: Leishmania mexicana MHOM/GT/2001/U1103
Lineage: Eukaryota; Euglenozoa; Kinetoplastea; Trypanosomatida; Trypanosomatidae
Product: putative proteasome alpha 3 subunit
Exons: 1
Coding region: 1-858 (285 amino acids)
Biological process (GO): ubiquitin-dependent protein catabolic process
Cellular component (GO): proteasome core complex; proteasome core complex, alpha-subunit complex; cytosol
Source: RefSeq, a predicted model, not a curated record
AUGUCUCACCGGUACGACUCCCGCACCACCACCUUCUCCCCUGAAGGCCGCCUCUACCAGGUGGAGUACGCCGUGGAGGCGAUUCAGCAGGCCGGCACCGUCAUCGGCGUGUGCACGAAGGACGGCGUCGUGCUGGCGGGUGAGAAGAUGGUGCCACACCCGCUCUUUGAUAAUGAAAAUAUGCAGGACAAGAACACCAGCGGGGAGAAGAUGUACAAGAUCGCCGAGCACAUCGGUUGCAGCGUGGCGGGCGUGACGUCGGAUGCGUACGCCUUACUGAACUACGCUCGGCUUUCGGCACUGCGCCACCAGUACACCUUCCAGGAGCCGAUGGCGAUCGAGGAUCUCUGCCGCAUCCUGUGUGACGAGAAGCAGCUCUACACGCAGUACGGCGGUGUGCGCCCCUACGGUGUGUCCUUCCUGCUCAUCGGGUGGGACCGCUACUAUGGUUAUCAGCUCUACUCCACGGAGCCAAGCGGUGACUACAGCGCAUGGAGUGCGUACGCGAUCGGCCAGAACGAUCAAGUGGCGCACUCACUCUUGAAGAAGGACUGGCACGAGAACAUGACGCUAGAGGAUGGCAUGCUGCUGGCACUGCGGGUGCUGGGCAAGACGAUGGACACGGCAAAGAUCGACCUCGCCCGGGUGGAGGUGGCGGUGAUGCGCAAGGUGCCCGCUUCGAACGUUGAUCAGCUGCUCGACCCGUUCAAGCAUCACCCCAAGACGACGCCUCAGUUUCAGAUUCUCGCCCUUAGUGAACUGAAGCCGCACGCCGAACGCGCUGACCAGGCCAGGGAGGCGGAGGAGCAGGCCGAGGCGGAGCGCCAGCGCCAGCAGGAGCAGGCUCUGGAGUCGUAA